Impatiens glandulifera is the source of this 977-nucleotide messenger RNA. RefSeq names its product histone H1-like. The record is from RefSeq and is a predicted model, not a curated record. Gene Ontology annotation, cellular component: nucleosome; nucleus. Gene Ontology annotation, biological process: chromosome condensation; nucleosome assembly; negative regulation of DNA recombination. The transcript is spliced from 2 exons. Lineage: Eukaryota; Viridiplantae; Streptophyta; Magnoliopsida; Ericales; Balsaminaceae. Gene Ontology annotation, molecular function: double-stranded DNA binding; structural constituent of chromatin; nucleosomal DNA binding. Bases 63 to 848 code for a protein of 261 amino acids.
AUACAAUUCCAAUUGAUACCAAUAUCUCUCUCUAGAAAAGCUUUCAAGUUUGAUUCUUUGCUAUGGCGACUGAAGAACCCAUUGUGGCGGUUGAGGCUCCUUCUGUUGUUGAAGAGAAUUCCCCGGCGGUGAAGGUUCAGCCAGAGGUGAAGGCUGUAAAAGCAACUAAGCCGAAGAAGACGAGAAACCCAUCUUCUCAUCCUACUUAUAUCGAUAUGAUUACCGAGGCGAUUGUGACCCUGAAGGAGAGGAAUGGAUCGAGUCAGUACGCAAUCGCGAAGCAUAUCGAGGAGAAGCAGAAACAGCUUCCUUCUAAUUUUAAGAAGAUGUUGUUGGUUCAACUUAAGAAACUUGUUGCCUCUGGAAAAUUGGUGAAGGUGAAGAGUUCCUUCAAGCUUCCAUCUGCUCGUACAAAGGAGUCCAAACCUGCUGCUAAGAAGUCUGUGAAGCCCAAGGCAAAACCCGUUGAGAAGAAGAAAGCUCCAGUCAAGACUAAGGCUGCCAAAUCAGCCCCUAAGGCCAAACCAAAGGUGGCUGCUGCUAAAUCUGAAGUUUUGGCCAAACCAAAACCGGCUUCUAAGGCGAAACCUGCAGCUAAACCCAAAGCUUCUAAGGCUAAACCUGCUGCCAAGCCCAAAGCUGCUGCUACUGCCAAGCCGAAGGCAGCGACUGUGAAGGUUGCCAGGACAUCAACAAGAACAUCUCCAGGGAAAAGAACUGCUGCUGCUGCUCUGAAGCCAGCUCCAAAGAAAUCACCGGCUAAGAAGGUUGCUAUUGCCAAGACUGUUAAGCCAAAGAUAGUAAAGUCACCGGUGAAGAAAACUGUUACAAGAAGGGGAAAGAAAUGAGAAGAAGCUGCUGUGUCCUGUGUCUGUUUGUUUUCUUUAAGGGGGGUCCUGUAAAUUUGUUGAUCUUUCGGUGGUUUCUCUUGCCGUUAGAGAUAUAUUAUAACUAAAGCUAGUAUAAGUUUAUUGUCA